AUGCUGUCACACCUACACCCAGGCCCACACCCACACCCACCCCUUACAAAUGUAACACUUACGGAUAAAAAUAUACUCGAAGUAGGUUGUGGUAGGGGUGCUGGUGCUGCUUGGUGUGUUCAUACUCAUGCACCUCACUCUUACAUUGGAAUAGAUUCUUCUCAAGAUGUCAUUAACUUAUGUCAACGACUUUAUUCGACAACUCCUCGACUUUCAUUCGUGGUAGCUGAUGCAACAAAACACUUACCAUUUGAAAAUGAAUCAAUUGAUAUUAUUGUUUGUAUUGAAGCAACGCAUGCUUUUGGCGAACCAAUAGUAAUCAAACAAUUUGCCAAUGAAGCCGUUCGUGUACUUCGUCCAAAUGGAUAUCUUCUAUGGUGUGAUUUUUGUUAUAUGAAUGGAUCAGAUAAAUCAGUUUAUGAUCUGAUAGAAAAUGAUGGCUUAAUUAUUGAUAAAAAGAUUAAUAUUACAAAGAAUGUUCUUCAUGCACUUGACAUUCAAAAUAAAUCUCGUACUGAUUUCAUUCAACGUUAUAUUCAACCUGAAGAACAAGAAUAUUUUCGUCUGUUCGCUGGAUUACCCGGUACUCAAGUUUAUGAAGACAUGAGCCAAGGACGUUCACAAUAUUGGCGAGUUGUAUUUCGAAAGAAGACACCAACAGAUAUGCCUAUCAUCUGA
This is a messenger RNA of Adineta steineri, 678 nucleotides long. The record is from the annotation of a GenBank genome assembly. NCBI's taxonomy places the organism in Eukaryota, Metazoa, Rotifera, Eurotatoria, Adinetida, Adinetidae.